AGACUUCGAGUGGACAACCUCUGAAAAUAUAAUUCCAUAUUUAAGACCAAGAAAGAAAAACCCAACUUUCGUGAAGAUCCAACGGCUCAGAUUGCAUGAAGAUAUACAGCACACAUAUCAUUCACAUGGGCAUUGUAUCACCUACGCUACAACAAAGUCCCAAAAACAACAGUUAAAUAUUGGAAAAACUGACCUCGAGAGCCAAACACAACCCUACAAAGCCUACAGCCUUGAAAAAUUGAAAAAUCUUUACAGUCGAUUCAUCCAUCCGUGCAAGGAUAAAAUACAAAAUUCACACAGAAAAAACCCAGCAAAAAAAAAAAAAGGAAAAAAAAAAGGAAGAAACAAAAUUGAAGCUAAAACAGAGCUUCAGAGUCACCCAUUUACAGAGCCUUCUUCCUCAAUCUCAAAAGCUGAGCAAACCCCAACCCAUCAUUCAGAUUAUUCGGUUGGGUCAAAAAAAUGAAGCUAUCUGCAAAACCCAUAUCGAGUCCGGGUCGAACCGAUAAGUUCCCGCCGCCAUUAGUGAGGUUUCUGAGGACCAAUGUUGGGAGCAGAAGCAGAGGGCGGUUACGUUCGAGCCCAAUGUUUGUGAGGAAAAAAAACACCGCCAUUGAAACCCAAGAGCCCUCUUCUCCUAAAGUCACGUGCAUGGGGCAGGUCCGAGUCCGACGAUCCUCCAAUCAAGGCGGGUCGAAACCUCUAAGAGCCCGGCGGACCGGAGCUCCGACCCUACGACGGUGUAAAUGGAUCCAAAACGCCAUGCUUUGCCGCCAUUUUCCAGGGAAAAUCAAGCCCAAGUCUUUAGGACCCGUUUGGCGCAAGUGGGUACCGUUUUUUCAAGUGGGUUUUUGCAGGAAAGGCCAAAUUAAAGAGGACGCGCCAAAGAUUGAGUCGAAAUUUGGAGAUGGAAUUGAAGUUUCAGAUGGGGAAGAAGAAGAAGAAGACCAAGAAUAUGAAAGAAAGGCCAAAGCUUUUGUUUCUUCUUCUUCUUCUUCACCACCAAGGAACGCUUUGCUAUUAACUCGAUGCAGAUCUGCGCCGUACAGGUCUUCAUCUUUGGCCAGUAGAUUUUGGGGCUCACCUAUAAGAGCUGAAGAAACAGAGGAAGAACAGAGCACAGAGACCCAAAACGGAGGAAAUUGCACCGAGAACGAGAGACCCAUAUCAGAACGGGAGUCCAUUUUGGAUCAAGAAGCGAAAUUAGACUCAGAAAGUGAAGAAAAAUUGAAAAUUUUCAUGGAAUUGGAGAGUUCAAUCAGAGAACGAAUGGCCAAAUCUGCAAGUAUCGAAGAUACAGACGAGGACCUUGGAGGCUCUGCUCGACCUCUAAUACUCACAAGGUGUAAAUCAGAACCAGCAAGAACAGCAGAGAAGCUCGACCCGGAGCUGAGCUUCUGGAGAAAGAGAAGGUUGGGUAUUGUUGAUUCAUGCUCACCAAGUAUUUUGUGAUUAAUUAAUUCAAUUGUUAAUUAGUCUCAUUAGUUUUUUCUCUGUUCUCUAAUUCUUUUUUAAAAACUGCACAUAGUUUCUGAACACAAUUUUUUGUAGUGAUUAAAACUUGAAAAGAUUGUAUUUUCACAUCUGUGGCUGUACGAGGGAAUCUCCAUGGCUUUUUUC
Messenger RNA from Prunus persica (peach), 1620 nucleotides. RefSeq lists its product as uncharacterized. The transcript has a single exon. Bases 463 to 1452 code for a protein of 329 amino acids. Lineage: Eukaryota; Viridiplantae; Streptophyta; Magnoliopsida; Rosales; Rosaceae. The record is from RefSeq and is a predicted model, not a curated record.